This is a messenger RNA of Schizophyllum commune H4-8, 1737 nucleotides long. RefSeq lists its product as uncharacterized. Gene Ontology annotation, cellular component: Ino80 complex. Bases 32 to 1339 code for a protein of 435 amino acids. The record is from RefSeq and is a predicted model, not a curated record. Lineage: Eukaryota; Fungi; Basidiomycota; Agaricomycetes; Agaricales; Schizophyllaceae. The transcript is spliced from 8 exons.
CCCCGGCCGGCCACUCCGCUUGCCCUCCCCCAUGACAGAGGUCAUCCACAUAGAGCCUGCGGGCCUCGGCAGCCGCCUGGAGGCCAUUCCCCCCGUCGGCUAUCUCAGCCGCAAGGCCCUCCCCAUCAAGCGCAACGACGCCGAGCCCCUCACGCGCGAGGACAUCCAGUACGACCUCCUCUACCACAUAUUCAAGGACUCCCAGGCCGUCUUCACGAAUCAGACUCCCGGUAAAUACGAGAAGGUCAGCUUCCGGCAGCUCUACGUGAACGCGCUCUACCAUUCGAGCAAGUGCAGCAAGGUGCUCAAAGACAAGAUGCUCGACACGCCGGAAUUUGCUGUUGAGUUCGCCAAGAUUGCACUCCUGACGAAUGUCGGCCGCAUCAAUACGACUAUGGCUUUUUUUCCCGAGAUGAAGACGGCGCUGCGCACGUACCAUCCGGUCCCCUCGCUGCAAAAGACAGACGGGAACGCGCAGGACGCGCCACGCAUCAAGAACUGCUUGAAGUCGGCGCUGCUACCGAGCGAAGUAAAAAAGCCACCACCCAGUAAUCCGCAAGAAAUAAUUGCGCGUUUCAACUCUGGCAUGCGCCCUCCAACGAGUGUCGUGAACCUCAUCUUCGUGCUUUCCACGCAUGCAGCCCUGUCCCAGACCCUGUCGCGGACGCACUUCGAUGGAAAUAUCAACUUCCUCGACCUCUUCAUCCCCACCAACCUCUCCUCGCCCGACCGCGCCCGCGCCUUCCUCUUCAUCAUGUUCUACUACCUUGAGAGCCCGACAGGCGAAAUCGAAAAUCCCUUCGGCGACGAUCUCUGCAAGCAGGACCCCGCGAAAGCGCCCCGGAUGCGUGUUCUCUCGCCGGCAGAGACGCGCCUGGAGAACGUCGACCUGCCCGAGGAGAACAAAUGGGGUGAAAUGAUGUCCCAGCAGCGCGGUAAAUUCCUUCAGAAGCUCUGUAACGCAGAUCAGGAGAGCAAGAAGAAUAAGAAUAAUCCGUACUUCAUUUCAGGCGCUCCGGAGCCAGGACCUUCCGCGCGGAGGGAAGCCCACGGAAAUUUGGUCAAAGUCGGGAAAGACGGUCCCUUCAUGUACUAUGUGCCGCGAAGGACAGAGCCAGAUCGACCAGAACCCAUUCCCGUUCCCGAAGUUGACGAUGAUCAGGGCAUCAUGGAGCAGCCGAUAUAUGGUACGCCACACAUCGCCCGCACCGCUCGAAUAUAUUCUAAAAUACCACAGAUGUCCCCGCUCCGCCGCCACCAGUACCCCCGCCCGUGCCACCUCCUGAGCCCGUUCCACGGAAGAAGGACAGGUUCUACAGGAAAUUGGAGAAAAUCCUGAACCAUGAUCCUCUUGAUCCCAACGAAGACUCAGAACCAGAGGAAGAGUAUGAGCGCCGGCUAUCCAUCAUCAACCGCCUUCGCGGGCGUCCUCCCACGCCGGAAGGAGGCUAUAGUCGACGGCCUAUGCACCCCGUUAACGGAGAUCUCUACGCGACUGGGUCAAGUUCGUAUAGCUCGUACUCUUCCUAUGGCCGCAGUCGCGGGAACUCGUACUCCACGUACGGCACGCCCGGCCCUCGGCCACCUCCACCUCCUUCACCCCCGCCGGCAGUUCUUCGGACACCGUCGGCUGAGCGCACGCCCUCACCGAUGGACGAGGAUGAUGACGAUGAUGCGGAGCCUGACUACACGUCCCCAUAUGGCGCGGACAUACAAAGUCGAUACCUCCCCCGCGCG